Molecule: messenger RNA, 1869 nt
Organism: Mercurialis annua (annual mercury)
Lineage: Eukaryota; Viridiplantae; Streptophyta; Magnoliopsida; Malpighiales; Euphorbiaceae
Product: 5'-adenylylsulfate reductase 3, chloroplastic-like
Exons: 4
Coding region: 90-1520 (476 amino acids)
Molecular function (GO): phosphoadenylyl-sulfate reductase (thioredoxin) activity
Source: RefSeq, a predicted model, not a curated record
AUUUCCCAUUGACACACACAAAAAUAUUCAGAUCAAACUGUCAUUUUUUAUUCAAAUUUUGAAAUAGGAUUCAAAUUCUAAAUUCAACGAUGGCUUUCAGUGUUGCUUCUUCUUCUUCUCCGGCUUCAUUACCGGCCACCAGUUAUUCCCGUUCAUCAAAUCCUUCAUCGGAGCUCAAAUCUGCGCAAUUCGGUUCAUUUCGAUUGUUGGAUAGGCCGGCGACGGCGACGGCGAUUUCGACAGCUGUUAAUGUUUCUUCACGGCGUUUGACGGUGAAGCCGGUGAAUGCGGAACCUAAAAGGAAUCAUGCAAUUGGGGCUCUGUCUGCAACAAUUGCUGAGCCUGAGGUGGCGGAGAAAGCAGUGGAGGUGGAGGAUUUUGAGCAGUUGGCUAAGGAACUUGAGAAGUCAUCUCCUUUGGAGAUUAUGGAUAAAGCUCUUGAGAAAUUUGGCAAUGAUAUUGCUAUUGCUUUCAGUGGUGCUGAGGAUGUUGCGUUGAUUGAGUAUGCGAAGCUAACUGGCAGACCUUUUAGGGUGUUCAGUCUGGACACUGGGAGGUUGAACCCUGAAACUUAUAGGUUUUUUGAUACGGUUGAGAAGCACUACGGCAUCAAAAUUGAGUACAUGUUUCCUGAUUCUGUUGAAGUUCAAGCAUUAGUAAGGAGCAAAGGUCUUUUCUCUUUCUAUGAGGACGGGCACCAGGAGUGCUGCCGUGUGAGGAAAGUGAGACCUUUGAGGAGGGCUCUUAAGGGACUACGUGCUUGGAUCACUGGCCAAAGAAAAGACCAGUCCCCUGGCACUCGGUCUGAGGUUCCUGUUGUCCAGGUCGACCCAGUUUUUGAAGGGUUAGACGGUGGGGCUGGUAGUCUGAUCAAGUGGAAUCCAGUGGCAAAUGUUGAUGGACAGGAUGUAUGGAAGUUGCUCCGAACCAUGGAUGUCCCUGUGAAUCCCUUACAUUUGCAAGGGUAUGUUUCCAUUGGGUGCGAGCCUUGCACAAGGCCGGUGCUUCCAGGCCAACACGAAAGAGAAGGAAGAUGGUGGUGGGAGGAUGCUAAGGCUAAGGAAUGUGGUCUUCAUAAAGGAAAUUUGAAACAAGACGAUGUUGCCAAACUGAAUGGUAACGGAAACGGGGCUGCUCAUUCUAAUGGAUCCGAUGCAGUUGCUGACAUUUUCAACUCAGAUAAUUUGGUCGACUUGGGCAGGGCUGGAAUUGAGAACUUGUUAAAAUUGGAAAACAGAAAAGAAGCAUGGAUUGUUGUUCUCUAUGCUCCAUGGUGCCAAUUCUGCCAGGGAAUGGAGCAAUCCUACCUUGCAUUGGCGGAUAAAUUGGCGGGGAGCGGAGUGAAGGUUGGCAAAUUCAGGGCAGAUGGUGAUCAAAAGGAGUUUGCUAAGCAAGAAUUGCAGCUAGGAAGCUUUCCUACAAUACUUUUCUUCCCAAAACACUCCUCCCGGCCGAUCAAGUAUCCCUCUGAGGAAAGGGAUGUAGAUUCAUUGACGACUUUCGUCAAUGCUCUCCGGUAAUGGAUAAGACAUCAGUGAUAGAUGGUUGAAUUACUUAAACACAGGUCCAUAGUUGUCUUUCACCUCAGUAGAGCAAGGCAACAAAGCCUCGACUUGAAGCAUAACUUAAUUGUUUGCUUCUUCCAGCGAUAGUAGCCAUGGAAGUAUGAACAUAUAGCUUUGGUCGUUUGUAUAGUGUUGGUAUAUAUACUUCCGUUUCGUGCAAGUUUUAAAGUCUUUCUUAGAGAUUAUAAUUUUGAUCUUGUUUCUUAGAGUCAUUGUAAUGAGAAGUAGAGUUCAAUCUAUUAAUUUUCAGGCAUUGUCGUCAUGUAAAUGACCUCUAGUUGUGAAACUUCUAAUUUUUGGUUUA